Molecule: messenger RNA, 714 nt
Organism: Triticum aestivum (bread wheat)
Lineage: Eukaryota; Viridiplantae; Streptophyta; Magnoliopsida; Poales; Poaceae
Exons: 3
Coding region: 1-714 (237 amino acids)
Molecular function (GO): DNA binding
Source: RefSeq, a predicted model, not a curated record
AUGCUUGCGGGCCGUGAGCCCCACAAAGUGAAGCUGCGGGAGGCCGACAGCGGGCUUCACAGGCUGUGGAAAGUGUUGGUGGUGUUUGAUGGUGAAGGCCACAUGUACCUAGGGCCCGGCUGGGAGCAUUUCGCCCGCGCCCAUGAGCUACAGCUCGGGUACUUCCUUGUCUUCCGCUACGACGGCGACGCCAUGUUCACCGUGAAGAUGUUCGACAACACCAUGUGCCGCAUGUACUACCAGCACGACGACGAUGCCAGCAAUGGGAGCAGCAGCGGGGAUGACGAGGAGCAGAGCGGGGAUGACGACGAGGAGCAGAGCGGGGAUGACGAGGAGCAGCCUAUUCUGGCUGACGACGAACAUGCUAUGGUGGUGGCUGACGACGAGCCUGCUAUGUUGGUGGCGGAUGACGACCUUGCUAUGGUGGUGGCGGACGACGACCUCGCGAUGGUGGUGGCGGACGACGACCUCGCGAUGGUGGUGGCGGACGAGACCUCGCGAUGCGCCGCCCCUCCUCUGCUCCGCCCCGCACCUUCCUGCUCCGCGCCGCCCCGCUCCCACUCCCUCCCCUCCUCCGUGCCGCCCCGCCACGCCGCGGACUACAUCGACGACGACGGCGGCCACAUCGACUACAUCAACGACGACAGCGGCUACAUCGACGACGGCGCGAUCGACGAUGACCACCGCUGCAUCGUCAACAUCAUCUCCCCCUAG